Symbiodinium pilosum is the source of this 246-nucleotide messenger RNA. The record is from the annotation of a GenBank genome assembly. NCBI's taxonomy places the organism in Eukaryota, Dinophyceae, Suessiales, Symbiodiniaceae.
GUGCCCUUCGUGCCCUCCAUCUCCGAGGAGGAAGUGCAAGCUGUGCAGACGGCCUGGGCCAAGGCCAUCAAGACAAUCUCCAAGACCUACCUUGCUGGAGGUGACUAUGUCGCGGAGGCCGCCAGGGCCGCAGGUGAGCUGUAUGGAUAUGGGCACACGAAUGUGCUCUUCAAGCCUACCAAGGCAGCCACAAGCCAAUUCCGGCCAACAGCCUCCGACGCAAUGUCGUAUCCAAGCCGAUGUUGA